AUGAAUCAGCAGCCGGAGUCGAGAAGAGAACGCGCCGGACGGAACAAGAGGGGAACUCUCCCAAGUCCAAGAAGAACUCCGAUUGCCAUCCCAAACCAAAUAGCACAAAUGCCUGUCCUGAUGACCGUAAGCUUCUUGUCCCGAUCCUCCUCUCAAAUCCAUUCUCAGGGCUUCGCGACUCUUGUCCCACAUACUGUUCUCGACGCAAUCGCAAUGACGAGCAGCCUGAUUGUGGUUCAGUGCGUGGAGCCGUUGGAGAUGUUCACAGGCAUCGAGACGGCCAAUCGAUACGUGAUCCAUGACAUGUUUCUAAGACCUUUGCUCUAUUGCAACGAGAAUUCCGGAUUCUUAGCUCGUCAGUGCUUCGGCAAUGGACGUGGAUUCGUGAUGGAAAUAAGGGACGUCUACGGCGCUCCGUUGAUGAAUGUUCAGAGGGACAACACGUGCUGCUCGUGCUCCGAUUCCGUGGUCGCCCGCUUCAAUGGUCAUCAGAUCGGAAUGAUUCAGAAGGAGUGUUGUGACGGAACCGUGAGUCGUUCUUAAUGCAUUUCUAUUUCAUUCCGUACUUUUCAGUUCAAACUCUACGCUGCCGGAUGCCCUCAGCCAUUGCUCAUUUCCAGUCCGUUGUGCUGUGAAAUGCAAUGCGGAGGCACUCAAAUAUUCCCGGUUAUGGCCCAAAACGGAGCGAAAGUCGGAGAGAUCGUCCGUCUUUUCCCUGGAUUUCUUCAAGAAUUUCUCACCGACGCCGACACUUUUCUCGUCCAUUGUGAGCUAAUUCUAUUGUCUUCCGUUCUUAAAUCUUUGUUUUCAGUCCCCAUUAACAUGCCGCCCAUUUUGAAACUCGUUCUCAUCUCUGCCGUUUUCCUCAUUGUAAGGCUUAAUUUGCUUCAAACUCAACAGCAAGCAUUUGCAGGAUUUCACAUAUUUCGAGACAGACGAUUAA
Molecule: messenger RNA, 943 nt
Organism: Caenorhabditis sp. 36 PRJEB53466
Lineage: Eukaryota; Metazoa; Nematoda; Chromadorea; Rhabditida; Rhabditidae
Source: the annotation of a GenBank genome assembly